Molecule: messenger RNA, 6989 nt
Organism: Procambarus clarkii (red swamp crayfish)
Lineage: Eukaryota; Metazoa; Arthropoda; Malacostraca; Decapoda; Cambaridae
Product: paternally-expressed gene 3 protein
Biological process (GO): proteolysis
Molecular function (GO): serine-type endopeptidase activity
Source: RefSeq, a predicted model, not a curated record
CCACCGUCUUGGGCGGACGCCUCGUGCUCUCUCUCUCUCCUUCUGUCCCUCGCGCACACACACACAAGUCCGCCCGCCCUGGCAGUCCUAUAGCCCCUAGCCAGGUGGAUUGGUACACACGCACUUACAUAUGUAUAUAUACACAUACUAGUGUAUACUUAGAUCAAAUCGAUGGUCGUUUUGGGGAGUCGCCAAUCACAUAAGAAUGAACAAAUUCACUGAUGUUUGUACCACGGAAUUCUGGUGAAUGAAAGGUGUUGCAAGUUGCAGUAUCUCGCGUACAGCAGUGACCUUCACUGCCUCGCCUGCAACAGUGUCUUCCUUGAGUGAACCAUUGACCCGAGUGCUGACCAUCGCGCGGAUUGCUGCUCCAGGAUUUGCGUUACAGGAUCUUUUAACGAUCUUCAGCCGUGGCCAGCCUCGUUACAGUGCCCCUUGAAGCCUGUUAACUGCCAGCUACACUUCAACACGCUGUAUAGGAGACUCCUGCAGCAUCUGUGUGCGUCUUAGAGUCUUACUACGGCAGCCGUCACACACACCUGUCUCCAGGGAUCCGUACACCGUCACCCCAUCACCAGUGAGCCGUCACCCCAUCACCAGGGAGCUGUCACCCCAUCGCCAGGGAGCCGUCACCCCAUCACCAGGGAGCCGUCACCCCAUCACCAGGCAGUGGUCACCAUGCGUCCGUGGAGCUGGUCAACAUUAGGCCUGGCACAAGUGGUGAUCAACCUGGUGCUGGUGACCCUCUGCGCCACUCACCCGUUCCCGUACCUCAGAGGUAGCCGCUAUGGCUAUGGACGCAACAUCCGACGCCUCCCGUGCGUGUCCAAGCACAAGGAGACAGGCGUGUGCAUGUUCGCUUGGGACUGUAUGAAGGCCAACGGUACUCACCUCGACACCUGCAUUGACAGAUUCUACUUCGGAUCUUGCUGCAAAUUGAGCCCAGGGACCCAAGAUCUUUCCUCGGAGAUUACCAAUGAGAUUCCCUCUGGAGAACGCCCUACCAUCCCUGGCUACAUCCCGACCCUGAAGCCGGGAGUGGCUACUACCGCGGGCGAUGAAAGUGACCUGAAGACCUCAACAGAACACACCCCGAUCACGGCCGAAGGAGCCACAGAUGAUCAGACUGCAACGAGUGAUGGACAGACUGGAACCGGCGUAGGACAGACCGGAACCAGCAUAGGACAGUCUGUAACACCAAGCAUCAUAAACAAAGUUGCAGCAGUCGGACCCAUCGAAGGACAGACUGAAACCAGCACAGGACAGACUGGGACCGGCGAGGGACAGACUGGAACUACCGAAAAACAGACUGGAACCACCGAAGGACAGACUGGAACCGGCGAGGGACAGACCGAAACCACUGAAGGACAGACCGGAACCAGCGUAGGACAGUCUGUAACACCAAGCAUCAUAAACAAAGUUGCAGCAGUCGGACCCAUCGAAGGACAGACUGAAACCAGCACAGGACAGACUGGGACCGGCGAGGAACAGGCUGGAACCACUCAUGGACUUCCUGGAUCUCCAGAUACACAGACUGGAACAACUGUUGAAGAUCAAGGGGACACCAGCCCCGAUGAAGCCUCCACAGCGACUGAAGCGAGCGUUGCUGUUGAUCCGGAGCCAACACACACUGACGUGACCGUUCCGGGUAUCACAGAGCCCCAGGGACCUGAAAGCCCCGCUGUUGGUGGGAGCACUACAGUCUCUCCUGGAAGUGCCGCCACUCCUGAAGGAGGAGCUACUCUUCCAGAGACUGAACCUACCCUCCCUGAUCUGGAGUCUGCCACGCCUGUUAGCGCUCCUGCUACCGAAACCACAGCCAAAGAACCAACAGCCGCCUCUCCAGAAGAAUGCACGGAAGCAGUGUCAGGCUCUGUGGGUGAUACGACUAUUCCAGCACUUGAAGAUACACAAAACAGUACCCAUUCAGUACCGGAAACUGGCACCACAGUUGCUACCACAAUCCAGGAAACUGGCUCGUCGGAGUUAACUGGGGUGACCGAGGAUAUCUUCAACAGAGAGUCAACAGAGAAGCCUACUUCAACGGACAUGCCUACAACACCAGGCAUAGUUGACAAGACCGCAGUAAUAGGCCAAACAGAGCAGCCUGCAACACCAAGUGCAACAGAGAAGCCUGCAACACCAAGUGCAACAGAGAAGCCUGCAACACCAAGUGCAACAGAGCAGCCUGCAACACCAACCAUAAUAGACAAAGUUGCAGCAAUAGGUCCAACAGUGAAACCUGCAACACCAAGUGUAGCAGAGCAGCCUGCAACACCAAGUGCUUCAGAGCAGCCUGCAACACCAAGUGCUUCAGAGCAGCCUGCAACACCAAGUGCUUCAGAGCAGCCUGCAACACCAAGUGCUUCAGAGCAGCCUGCAACACCAAGUGUUUCAGAGCAGCCUGCAACACCAAGUGUUUCAGAGCAGCCUGCAACACCAAGUGUUUCAGAGCAGCCUGCAACACCAAGUGCAACAGAGCAGCCUGCAACACCAACCAUAAUAGACAAAGUUGCAGCAAUAGGUCCAGCAGUCAAACCUGCAACACCAAGUGUUUCAGAGCAGCCUGCAACACCAAGUGCUUCAGAGCAGCCUGCAUCACCAAGUGUAGAAGAGCAGCCUGCAACACCAAGUGUAGAAGAGCAGCCUGCAACACCAAGUGUAGAAGAGCAGCCUGCAACACCAAGUGUAGAAGAGCAGCCUGCAACACCAAGUGUAGAAGAGCAGCCUGCAACACCAAGUGUAGAAGAGCAGCCUGCAACACCAAGUGUAGAAGAGCAGCCUGCAACACCAAGUGUAGAAGAGCAGCCUGCAACACCAAGUGUAGAAGAGCAGCCUGCAACACCAAGUGUACCAGAGCAGCCUGCAACAUCAAGUGUUUCAGAGCAAACUGCAACACCAAGUGUACCAGAGCAGCCUGCAACACCAUGUGUACCAGAGCAGCCUGCAACACCAAGUGUACCAGAGCAGCCUACAACACCAAGUGUUUCAGAACAGCCUGCAACACCAUGUGUUUCAGAGCAGCCUGCAACAUCAAGUGCUUCAGAGCAGCCUGCAACAUCAAGUGCUUCAGAGCAGCCUGCAACAUCAAGUGCUUCAGAGCAGCCUGCAACACCAAGUGUUUCAGAGCAGCCUGCAACACCAAGUGCUUCAGAGCAGCCUGCAACACCAAGUGCUUCAGAGCAGCCUGCAACACCAAGUGCAACAGAGCAGCCUGCAACACCAACGAUAAUAGACAAAGUUGCAGCAAUAGGCCCAGCAGUCAAACCUGCAACACCAAGUGUUGCAGAGCAGCCUGCAACACCAAGUGUACCAGAGCAGCCUGCAACAUCAAGUGUUUCAGAGCAAACUGCAGCACCAAGUGUUGCAGAGCAGCCUGCAACAUCAAGUGCUUCAGAGCAGCCUGCAACAUCAAGUGUUUCAGAGCAGCCUGCAACACCAAGUGUCCCAGAGCAGCCUGCAACACCAAGUGUUUCAGAGCAGCCUGCAACACCAAGUGUUUCAGAGCAGCCUGCAACACCAAGUGUUGCAGAGCAACCUGUAACACCAAGUGUACCAGAGCAGCCUGCAACACCAAGUGCAACAGAGCAGCCUGCAACACCAACCAUAAUAGACAAAGUUGCAGCAAUAGGCCCAGCAGUCAAACCUGCAACACUUGAUGUUGCAGAGCAGCCUGCAACAUCAAGUGUUUCAGAGCAGCCUGCAACACCAAGUGUUUCAGUGCAGCCUGCAACACCAAGUGUAGAAGAGCAGCCUGCAACACCAAGUGUAGAAGAGCAGCCUGCAACACCAAGUGCAGAAGAGCAGCCUGCAACACCAAGUGUAGAAGAGCAGCCUGCAACACCAAGUGUAGAAGAACAGCCUGCAACACCAAGUGUAGAAGAGCAGCCUGCAACACCAAGUGUAGAAGAGCAGCCUGCAACACCAAGUGUAGAAGAGCAGCCUGCAACACCAAGUGUUUCAGAGCAGCCUGCAACACCAAGUGUUUCAGAGCAGCCUGCAACACCAAGUGUUUCAGAGCAGCCUGCAACACCAUGUGUUUCAGAACAGCCUGCAACACCAAGUGUUUCAGAGCAGCCUGCAACACCAAGUGUUUCAGAGCAGCCUGCAACACCAUGUGUUUCAGAGCAGCCUGCAACACCAAGUGUUUCAGAGCAGCCUGCAACACCAAGUGUUUCAGAGCAGCCUGCAACAUCAAGUACUUCAGAGCAGCCUGCAACAUCAAGUGCUUCAGAGCAGCCUGCAACAUCAAGUGCUUCAGAGCAGCCUGCAACACCAACCAUAAUAGACAAAGUUGCAGCAAUAGGCCCAACAGUCAAACCUGCAACAUCAAGUGUUUCAGAGCAGCCUGCAACACCAAGUGUUGCAGAGCAGCCUGCAACACCAAGUGUUUCAGAGCAGCCUGCAACAUCAAGUGUUUCAGAGCAGCCUGCAACACCAAGUGUUACAGAGCAGCCUGCAACACCAAGUGUUACAGAGCAGCCUGCAACACCAAGUGUACCAGAGCAGCCUGCAACACCAAGUGCAACAGAGCAGCCUGCAACACCAACCAUAAUAGACAAAGUUGCAGCAAUAGGCCCAGCAGUCAAACCUGCAACACCAAGUGUAGCAGAGCAGCCUGCAACACCAAGUGUACCAGAGCAGCCUGCAACACCAAGUGUACCAGAGCAGCCUGCAACACCAAGUGUAACAGAGCAGCCUGCAACACCAACCAUAAUAGACAAAGUUGCAGCAAUAGGCCCAGCAGUCCAGCCUGCAACACCAAGUGCAACAGAGCAGCCUGAAGCGACAACGGUAACGGAAAUGCCUGACAUGACAGAAACCUCAACAUUACCUGUGGAAGAUGACCUAUUGACAAGGUUAAAUACGUCAAAUUACAAAGACAUCUGUGGUGUUCCAGUCUACCCGACGGCGAGGAUCGUGGGAGGGAACGAGGCCGCCUUUGGAGAGUGGCCGUGGCAGGUGUCUCUGAGACAGUGGCGACAGGUUACGUUCCUCCACAAGUGUGGCGCCGCGCUCCUGAACGAGAACUGGGCCAUCACAGCUGCUCACUGCGUCGAAAACUUACAGCCAGAACAGCUGCUUCUAAGGCUAGGAGAGUUCGACCUGGAGCGGACAGACGAGCCGUAUCCCUACGCUGAGAGGAAGGUCCAGAUCAUCGCUACCCAUCCCAAGUUCGACCCCCGCACCUUCGAGUUCGACCUUGCCCUCCUGAGGUUCUACGAACCGGUCAGCUUCAUGCCCAAUAUCAUCCCCAUCUGUGUACCUCAGGACGACUACAGCUUCCUCAACGACACUGGCUACGUAACAGGGUGGGGAAGGCUUUACGAAGAUGGUCCUCUGCCAUCUGUGUUGCAGAAUGUCCAUGUGCCCGUCAUUACCAACCAGCAGUGUGAGAACAUGUACAGAGUGGCUGGAUAUGUGGAACACAUUCCCGACAUCUUCAUAUGCGCAGGCUAUGAGGGAGGACGGCAAGACUCCUGUGAGGGCGACUCUGGCGGUCCCUUGGUCAUCCAGAGGAACGGUGUGUGGAACCUGGCCGGCGUGAUCUCCUGGGGGAUAGGCUGCGCUCUGCCCAACCAGCCCGGCGUCUACACCAGAAUAUCAGCAUUUAGGGAGUGGAUCGAGAAAAUUAUCGUGUUUUGAAACUUGUUAAUUAUAUUUAUAUUUAAUAUUAAUAUUAUUGCUAACACUUCACAUGCAAUUAUCUCGCGGAGGAAAUGAGUUAUUACAAAAAUAAAUAAUCGCUGUUAAUUCUCCAGGGAUAAUUGUAGCUUUUUUUUUUUAAGCUGUUGAAUUUGUUAGUGACUCUCUGGAGAGAAUUUGUUUGAAUCGGAAAUGCAUCUUAAGUCAUGAUUAUUAUGACUUGUGGAGACAACAUGCGAUCAUUUCUGAAGGAAUUAUGUGAUUUUUAACGUAUUUUAUAUUAGGGGAAGGAAGUUAACAUUUGUAUUAUAAAUGAAUUGUGACAUAUUCCUCCAUAGGUAAACAUCUCUUGCUUGUAGUAUUGUUAUUUAUUUGUUCUGGCUGUGAGUGUUUGUAUGUUUGUUUGUUUGUGUGUGUGUGUAUUUAUGCGUUUAAAAAUGCAUGGUUGUUUAAUAACUCCUGUUCCCUAUUUAUUUUGUUCGUGAUAAUUAUUUUGUUAAGUGAUCUCCUGGAAGAUGUAGGCAUUAUUUUGACACUUCAUAAUGGUGUAUUUUUUGUAUUAUUGUUAUUGUUAUUGUUGUUGUUGUUGUUGUUGUUGGCAGGAUGACGCAUGCUGAUUUUCUCCUCUUUCACCAUUUUCAUUACUGAUCAUAUAAUUAUUUGAACAACGGAGAAUUGUGAGCACCAAGAUAAUAUUUUGAUCUUGAUUGAUGCAGCUUAUCAAGAAUAAACAUUGACUCAGGUUGAUUUGGGCUUGCUGCAAUAUCUGUGUUUCUUUGUUUGUUUGUGUACAUGUGUGUGUGAGAUGUAAGGGCCAUAUAUUUAUAUAUACAAGAACUCCCGUGCGGGGUUUUAUUGUGUGUAUUUCAUGUGUAUGAUGAGCUAAGAGUAGUCACACAUGUGUAGUCACAUGUGUCCCCAGACUUCCCACUACACCUGCUCCCCUACCAGCUAGCUGACCUGUGAUAUUUGAGGACCUCUGCCCCGUCCUGUGACCCCCUCCUUCUAUGAACCUCACUACCUCCACCCCCCCUUUGUAUCUCCCAUACCCCCUCACCCCUCGUCGACUCUUGCGUCUCAAACCAUCUUGUGAUUUAAGGGCAUUUUUCCCACCAAGAUGAUCAGUGAAACCUGAAACUUUCACACGUGUUGCCCCCCUAACAUCUGACAGUAGCAAGUUGUCAGGUGUUGCAUGUGUUGCCAUUUCUGUCCUCUCAAAAUACCUUCACCCCUCCAGGUGUUGUUUUUUAACCCCUCAAUUUGUGUGUCACCUCCCCCCCAUCACCCUCCCUCUUCCAUGGGCAACUGUUAUUUAUACGAAUCAGGUUUAGCUCCUUUAUAUA